UUUCUGGUCCCGUCGCUUCCUUCUAAAACCCACCUCAAAACCUAGCUGGAUCCUUGUUCUCUUUUAUUUUUUCACAAUUUUCUUCAAAAAAACACCCAUCGUCCUCAGCCCCUCUCAUCUUCACUCUUCAUCUCAUUGCAGAAAAACGCUUAUGGCUGAAGUGGAUCAAAGCUUUGUUGAACAUGAAGAGGAACAGGUGCAAGAACCUCAGAACUUGGAGCAGAACCCAAGCAUGGAGCCCAACAUGAACUUGGAGAACUAUGUGGAGUUGGAACACAAUGUGAACUUGGAACACAAUGUAAACUUUGUUCACAAUGUGAAUUUGGAGCAGAACUUGAACUUGGAGGAAGAUCCAGAAGAUAAUUUAGUGGAGCAAAAUUUGCAGCAGGAACCAGAAGAUGAACCAAAAGUAGAACAUGAAGAUGAGGCGGUGGUCGGAGGUGGUGAAAAGAAGUGGCCUGGAUGGCCUGGAGAGAGUGUGUUUCGGAUGUUGGUUCCUGCACAGAAGGUAGGUAGUAUAAUCGGGCGUAAAGGAGAAUUCAUUAAGAAAAUAGUUGAGGAGACCCGAGCUCGUAUUAAGAUACUUGAUGGUCCUCCAGGGACAACAGAGAGAGCCGUAAUGGUAUCUGCUAAGGACGAGCCUGAUUCCUCUCUUCCGCCUGCUAUGGAUGGGCUUUUGAGGGUUCAUAAGCGCAUUGUUGAUGGUUUGGAGGGGGACCCAUCUCAUGCUCCUACGGCUGUGGGAACAAAGGUUUCAACAAGGCUGCUAGUCCCUGCCUCACAAGCUGGAAGUUUGAUUGGAAAACAAGGAACAACUGUCAAAUCCAUUCAAGAAUCUUCUAAUUGUAUUGUCAGAGUUCUUGGAGCAGAAGACCUUCCCGUCUUUUCUCUUCAAGAUGAUAGGGUUGUCGAAGUUGUUGGAGACCCAGCUGGGGUGCACAAAGCGGUGGAGCUAAUUGCAACUCAUCUCAGGAAGUUCUUAGUGGACCGCAGUAUAAUUCCGUUAUUUGAAAUGCAUAUGCAAAGGUCUAAUCAUCAGGUGGACCACAUGCCACCUCAUCAAUCUUGGGGUCCAUCUCAGGGUGUCCCUCCGAAUGCUAGUGGAGGUGCUGGUUAUGGACAUAAUCCUCAGUACAUGCCCCCUCCUCGGCAACAUGACAAUUACUACCCUCCUGCUGAUAUGCCACCUCAUUUGGAAAAACAGCCGCAUCAGGGUAUUUCUGCCUAUGGAAGAGAAGCACCGAUGGGUCAUGGAUCUUCAAAUCCCCAGAAUGCACCAUCAAUGAUCACUCAGGUCACUCAGCAAAUGCAAAUUCCACUUUCGUAUGCUGAUGCUGUUAUCGGGACAGCUGGUUCAAGUAUUAGCUAUAUUCGACGUGCUAGUGGGGCAACUGUCACCAUUCAAGAAACUCGGGGCGUCCCUGGUGAAAUGACGGUCGAAAUAAGUGGAACUGCUUCACAAGUUCAAACUGCUCAGCAACUGAUACAGAAUUUCAUGGCUGAAGCUGCUGCAGCUGCGGGUCCGGCUCAUGCACAAGCAGGUGGGGUUCCAGAUCAAGGAUAUAAUCCUUAUGCAGGUCAUAGUUCUGUGUAUGCAUCUCCGCCAACCAAUUCCGGACAUGCAGGAGGCUAUGGUUCUGUUUUUGGUUCAAACUAUGGGUACUAAGUGGGGCGAUUGUUUCAAUUUGAAUGUUAUCUUAAAGAUCAUAGAAGACUGGUGGUAAGUUAAGCUGAAAUUGUUGUUAAUGGACUGCUGUAGAAAACUGUUCUCUCUGCUUAAUGUCAUAAAUUAGAACAAGCUAAAACAUGUUAGAUUUUA
Hibiscus syriacus is the source of this 1819-nucleotide messenger RNA. Its product is annotated as flowering locus K homology domain-like. Lineage: Eukaryota; Viridiplantae; Streptophyta; Magnoliopsida; Malvales; Malvaceae. Gene Ontology annotation, biological process: regulation of gene expression. Gene Ontology annotation, cellular component: nucleus; cytoplasm. The record is from RefSeq and is a predicted model, not a curated record. Gene Ontology annotation, molecular function: mRNA binding. The transcript is spliced from 7 exons. Bases 152 to 1666 code for a protein of 504 amino acids.